AUGGCGACGGUGAAGUGUUUCCGGUCCCUGGCCGCCCGUCCAUGUCUCCCAAUUCCAUUCGCAGCCCAGCGGUUGGCACCCUCCACCUCUAUAUCCCGGCGGAAUGCCUCCUCAAAACAUCCCAAGGGCUUUGAGGCCCCGACCUCGAGCGAUCUCGCAGAGCUUCGAGAGCGUGUGCAGGAGUUUACUCGGCGUGAGAUAACUGAAGAAGUGGCGUCGAAGACGGACAAGUCGAACGCUUUCCCGAACGAGAUGUGGCCUAAGCUAGGAGAGGCAGGUUUCUUGGGGAUAACGGCCGAUGAAGACGUCGGUGGUAUGGCUAUGGGGUAUCAAGCACAUUGUAUUGUUCUAGAAGAGAUCUCUAGGGCAUCCGGGUCAAUUGGCCUAAGCUACGCGGCACAUUCCCAACUUUGCGUCAAUCAGUUACAGCUGAACGGCAGCCCAGAGCAAAAGAAGAAAUUCAUGCCUGGUCUGAUUGCUGGGACGAGUAUUGGGGCUUUGGCGAUGUCCGAAAGUGGAGCGGGAAGUGAUGUUGUUAGCAUGAGAACCACAGCGAAGAAGGUUGAUGGAGGAUAUGUGCUCAAUGGCACUAAGAUGUGGAUCACCAAUGGCCCCGACGCGGAUGUUAUUGUGGUAUAUGCGAAGACGGAGCCAGAUGCUGGAUCCAAGGGCAUUACUGCUUUCAUCGUUGAGAAAAAGUCCGAGGGAUUUAGCUGUGCAAGGAAGCUGGAUAAGAUGGGUAUGCGCGGGAGCAACACCGGCGAGCUGGUCUUUGACGGGGUAUUUGUGCCCGAAGAGAACAUCUUGGGACAGGUCAACCGUGGAGUCAAGGUACUAAUGGAAGGCCUCGACCUCGAACGUCUGGUUUUAAGUGCCGGCCCACUUGGAAUCAUGCAAGCUACUUUGGACGUCGCUCUCCCAUUUACACACCAGAGGAAGCAGUUCGGUGUUCCAAUCGCACACAACCAGCUUGUCCAGGGGAAGCUUGCAGACAUGUACACAAAGCUGCAAGCUUCGAGAGCGUAUACGUAUGAUACUGCUAAGAAAGUUGAUGAGCUUGGCCAGGUUCGUACACAGGACUGUGCUGGUGCUAUUCUCUAUGCUGCGGAAAGAGCCACGGAGUGCACAUUGGAUUGCAUCCAGCUACUUGGCGGGAUGGGAUAUGUCGAGGAAAUGCCAGCAUCAAGACUACUACGAGAUGCCAAACUGUACGAGAUUGGGGCGGGCACGAGUGAGAUACGCAGAAUGGUCUUGGGCAGGGCUUUUAACAAAGAAUACGCAAAUCUAGGCUUAUAA
This is a messenger RNA of Venustampulla echinocandica, 1296 nucleotides long. RefSeq names its product Acyl-CoA dehydrogenase NM protein. The record is from RefSeq and is a predicted model, not a curated record. NCBI's taxonomy places the organism in Eukaryota, Fungi, Ascomycota, Leotiomycetes, Helotiales, Pleuroascaceae. The coding region runs from base 1 to 1296 and encodes 431 amino acids. Gene Ontology annotation, biological process: L-leucine catabolic process. Gene Ontology annotation, molecular function: flavin adenine dinucleotide binding; 3-methylbutanoyl-CoA dehydrogenase activity. The transcript has 3 exons.